CUUCCACCUUCGCGUGCUCGUUCAUCGUCUUCGUCGAAGAGGGAGGGAGAAAAAAAAAAUGGAGAAGAACAGGGUGUGCACGAUCUGCAACAGGCGAUUCGCCAACGGCAAAGCCAUGGGAGGCCACAUGAGAUCUCACUUCGCGAAGCUCCCUCUCCCUUCCAAGCAGCCUCACGUCCAGUCCGAGCCGACCCCGCUGCCGGCUCUCUCUUCGUCUCCCCUGCACCGGGAUCGAAACAACGUCACCUCAAAGGACUUCCGUCUCUCGCUGAAGAUUUAUCAUCCUCUCGACCGAUCUGCCAAGUCCGAAUCAUCCUUCAUCGCCAGCACCGAUCCUGCCCUCCACGACAAGGGGAGCGAAGCCGAGUCGCAGAGGAACCUGAAGGGGAGGAGAUCGAGCCGGCGCUGUAAGCCGCCGAGGGCUGAGACGUCGGAGCAGGUGAGUUCGGUCUCCGAGAAUUUUUCCGCCGACGAAGAUGUCGCGCUGUGUCUUUUGAUGCUAUUGCGAGAUAGCUGGACCAGAAAGGGCAAGGGAGUAGGUCGAGAAGUCGUCGACGAAUCAGCUGAGGAUGACGAGAAGGACAACGAAGAUGAUGGCGACGGCGACGGCGACGGCGAUGAGUCUUUUAGAGCUACCCGGGCGAACCAUCGACAUCAUCCCAAGUACAGGUGUGAGACAUGCAACAAAGUGUUUAGAUCUUACCAAGCGUACGGUGGGCACAAGGCCAGCCAAAGCCACAAGCGGAUGAAAGUGCUUGACGGUGGAGAAAAGGAGGGAGGCAAUGGCGGUGCAAAAACCAAAACUUUAACUGAUCAGAGAUUGUUCAAGUGCCCAUUUUGCGACAAAGUGUUCGAUUCUGGUCAAGGGCUCGGAGGCCACAAGAAAGUUCACUUCUUUAACAGUGCAGGAAGUAAGAGCAGCAACAACAACAGGAACAACAACGUUGCUAUGACUAAGGUCGGAGAGUGUAGGAUAGACCUUAACCUACUACCAUCACCGGAAGAAGAAGAAGGCAGUCAUGAGCCGCCAGAGUCUUCUGAUGUUUCCAGUCAGUGA
Molecule: messenger RNA, 1057 nt
Organism: Rhodamnia argentea
Lineage: Eukaryota; Viridiplantae; Streptophyta; Magnoliopsida; Myrtales; Myrtaceae
Product: zinc finger protein ZAT1
Exons: 1
Coding region: 59-1057 (332 amino acids)
Biological process (GO): regulation of DNA-templated transcription
Source: RefSeq, a predicted model, not a curated record